AUGUGCGACUUUGAGGAGUUCCUCUUCACCUGCAACCACUCCAUCGUCCGUCUCAAGUCCUAUUGCCACUUCGCCCGCAAUGAUCCCAACCACCAAUGCUUUAGCGUCAAGGUCCUCCGCAAUUCCUGGCAGCAAAGUACCCCUUGCGAUGACUGCGUCUCGGCAUGGCAGUCCCAGCAAGGGCACCAGCAUUUCGCCGCCGGUUUCGGCCGGGAAGAAUGCGUGGGCGGCAAGCGCCAUCGUCAUUGA
Colletotrichum gloeosporioides is the source of this 249-nucleotide messenger RNA. RefSeq lists its product as uncharacterized. The transcript has a single exon. The record is from RefSeq and is a predicted model, not a curated record. Bases 1 to 249 code for a protein of 82 amino acids. Lineage: Eukaryota; Fungi; Ascomycota; Sordariomycetes; Glomerellales; Glomerellaceae.